This is a messenger RNA of Solea solea (common sole), 5339 nucleotides long. RefSeq names its product trafficking kinesin-binding protein 1-like. The transcript has 15 exons. Gene Ontology annotation, molecular function: GABA receptor binding. Gene Ontology annotation, cellular component: dendrite. NCBI's taxonomy places the organism in Eukaryota, Metazoa, Chordata, Actinopteri, Pleuronectiformes, Soleidae. Gene Ontology annotation, biological process: endosome to lysosome transport; anterograde axonal transport of mitochondrion; neurogenesis. The record is from RefSeq and is a predicted model, not a curated record. The coding region runs from base 750 to 3917 and encodes 1055 amino acids.
CCAAUGCUUCUCUUACUCCACCCACCCCACUGUGUCAUGGCUAUCAUCACUUCUGCUGCAAAACCCGUGACUUCUGCUGCUGCUGCUGCUGCUGCUGCUCACGCUCUGUAUCUCUGUGUUGAGUCAUUGCCCAACAUAUCUAUAUGUAGGGGUAGUGCUGUCACUGAGCAAGCAGUGUUACAGACGAGAAGACAACUGUUCUAAAAUGACCUCUGAGGACACAAUGACAAGAGCACAGGAAUGUAAACAUGAAUGGAACUUGAAGCUCUAAAUGGAUGCAAACAUGGACAGUGGAUGGAAUCAGACACAUAUGCUGAAUCUGUGGAGUGACUGAGGUAAACUGAUGGGCAGAAAAGGAAGGAGCUUGAUGGAAGAAAGAUGCCAGAGUGACUGAAACUGUAAGGACAUCCUGGCCAACUUAUAACCAUAAAGAGUCACCCCUUUUGUUGGAUGACAACUGAUGACGCAAGUAACAGUAAUGAGGGAUGAUGGGCAACGAUGGCACCAGCAACACAACAAAUAUGGAGCGUCAUAUGCUGAUAGUUUGCUGGUAUUGAAAGAGGGAUGGAAGGAGCAUAUGAUGAGCUUGGGUAGAUGCUCAUCAACAAUGACUCUGGGCCAUCUGGCAACUGCCAAGCAUGCUGGGAUAGCAGAACUUGGCACCGACUAAUUGAUCAGUUGACGAGAAUGCUACAGCUAAGUAUGCUGGGACAUCCGAAACAAUACAGCUGUGUGCCUGAGCAGUGAGGAUGAAGAGACAAGGCCAGAGGUUUGUCAAGGCAGACUACUAUGAACUGGACUGGUACUAUGAAGAGUGCACUGAUGUGUUGUGUGCUGACAGAGUGGGCCAGAUGACAAAGACCUACAGCGACAUUGACGCCGUCACUCGACUGCUGGAAGAGAAAGAGCGUGACUUGGAGUUAGCAGCUCGCAUCGGACAGUCGCUGUUGAAGAAAAACAAAGCCCUCAGUGAGAGAAACGAACUGCUGGAGGAGCAAGUAGAGCACAUGCGAGAGGAGGUCUCUCAGCUGCGUCAUGAUCUGUCCAUGAAAGAUGAGCUGCUGCAGUUUUAUUCCAGCGCUGCUGAGGAAAGUGAGGGAGAGUCAACAACCUCCACGCCUGCACGUCCCAGUGAAACCAGUGUGUCAACUCCAACUUUUUUCCCCUUGGACUCCUUGCAGAAGAAGCUCAAAGAUUUGGAGGAGGAAAACAAAUCUUUGCGAUCUGAGGCCAGUCAUUUGGAGACGGAAACAAUUUCGUACGAGGAGAAAGAACAACAACUUGUCAAUGACUGUGUCAAAGAGCUACGUCAUUCCAACCUGCAGAUUUCCACUCUGGCUGGAGAACUGGCCAGGAAGAAUGAAGACGCCUCCAGACAGCAGGAGGAGAUCACACACCUCCUUUCUCAGAUUGUAGACCUCCAGAAGAAGGCAAAACUGUACGCUGUGGAGAACGAGGAGCUGACUCAGCACUUGGGAGCAGCUAAAGACGCCCAGAGACAGCUUACUGCUGAGUUGCGGGAGUUACAAGAUAAGUAUGCGGAGUGUAUGGAGAUGCUUCAUGAAGCUCAGGAGGAACUGAAGAAUCUCAGAAAUAAAACACUACCACUCAGCACACCUAGGCGUUUCCACUCUCUGGGCUUGUUCCCGAUGGACUCUCUGGCAGCAGAAAUAGAAGGCACCAUGAGGAAGGAACUUCAGAUGGAUGAUCCAGAUGUCGAAGAGCAGAGAUUGCACCCAAAGCGAGUGUUCCAGACGGUGAAAAACCUCAACCUGAUGCGCCAGCAACGUUCACCGCUGCCCGCCUCCUCUCUCAACAUCCCAGGCUCCAAUCGGACGUCAUGCUUCACCUCAGGACGAUCCAGCAGGGUGGACACACCUCCCUCUAACUCCAUUUAUGAUAGCGAGACGGGCAGUGGGAUCAUCCUGGACAACAGGACCAGCUGUAUUCUGGAGAGUUCAGAUGACGGGUCUGAGGACUCUAAUAAACGCCUCCCUGGCACCCCAGGGACCCCAGGCAGCAGGGACCUGGAAGCAGCUCUGCGGCGUCUGUCGCUCCGCCGUGACAACUACCUCUCAGAGAAACGUUUUCUAGAGGAGGAGAGGGAGAGAAAGCUGGCUUACCUUGCCAAAGAGGAGGAAAAAGAAGGUGGGGAUAGUAGCAGAGGCACAGGGACCCCGACUGAGAGCCUGUUGUCACUGUGCUCACAUCCAUCCUUCGGAAGUGUCUGGUCGGGAUAUUCCUUCACAGCAAGAUCCUACCUGCCAGAGAAGCUGCAGAUUGUAAAGCCGCUAGAAGGCUCCGCUACACUUCAUGCAUGGCAGCAGUUGGCUCAACCCCACAUGGGCGCUCUGCUUGAUCACCGGCCCGGUGUGGUCACCAAGGGCUUUCGCACUUUAUCCCAUGACCAGGGUCAGGAAGACAGCUGGCAACUUGACCAACCAGAGGAGGAUGAAGUCUUGUGUGACUCCUUUCCUGGCUUGUCAGAAGAAAGUGCUAGUCCUUUCGAUCUGAUGAGCUCUACCUCAGCUUCAUCUCCCCGCUGCAACAAAAACAGUGGCAUCGAUGACAGUAGCCAGUCAGUAAUAUUGAAUAGUGAAAUGUGUGGCGAUAUAGUGGCGAAUCAAGGAAAAGAUGGACUUGUUGAAGACACGCCAUUUUCCUUAUCCAGACCUUCCCUUUCCUCUUCUCCUCUUCCCUCGUCGUCGGAGAUGAUGAAUGGCCACGUGGUCCUUAAGGAGCUCCAGGCCUUGCAGCCUGCCACAGUGGAGCGCAUGCCUGUUAAUUUCCCAGGGAAGUGUAUGUCCCAUACCAGCUCCACCUACACCUUCACCACCUGCAGGAUUCUUCACCCCUCUGAUCAACUGACCUCAGUGUCAGCAAGCUCUUGCUACAACAGUCCUCGUAUCAGCACCCCCACUUCCACUUCCUCUCCUGUUCCCUUCUCUGCAUCCUCUACUCCUUCCUACACCCCCUGCUGCACCCCACGCCGCCUCUCCCUCUCUCUCCCCCUCGCUGAGUCCUCCACCAACCUUAGGGACAACACCAAGACCACCAGCACCUCUCUUGGACUGGUGCGCCUCCUUCUGGAGCACGGGAUCUCUGCAUCAGUCUACAACCCCCGAAGCUGGGACAGAGGGCUGGUUUCCAGUGGAGCUUCAACACCUGAUGGAAGAGCGCAGGCACAAACGUGUACCGUCACAUCAGAGGAGACUGUUGUCCGACAGUUAGAGAAACGCCCCGACACCCUUUUCCUCCAGCCCUACACACCACCCAACUCCCCUCGCUCCAAAUCUGCCUUCUCUACCAACACUGUUCCAAUUUUUCAGUUCAGCCCUUCCACUGAUGAACCUCCAUACCAAGACGCCUUCCUUGCUUCCAAACCAGCUCGCACCAUUCUGAGGGAAGUGCUGGGGGAGAUGGAGAGGGAGCGAUUAGACCAGACAGAUGAGGACACCCAAACAGAGAUGCUAAACCUGCGACUCGUGGACAAACUGAAAAGAUUCCACACUCGAACCCCUCUUACUUCUUCGGUGUCACCUGGGAAUACUCUUUUAGCCCCCUUUACCUCCACUGGACUGGGAAACAGUGCUCUGGGUGCGGGACUUCCAGGACUGAACGCAGGACUGAGGAGGAAUCGAAGCUAUCCUGUUAUGGUGGGAGCAAGUAUGGCUAUGAAAGACCCUGGAGGUCCCCCCAACACACAGACAAUUAUUCCACAUACAAUACAAACCCCAAAUACACAACACACAGUGAACGCACAAGAAAUGCAAACAAAUCAUACACAGGUCACGAAGCCCAUACACAUACCAAAGACACUGCAUGCACUGGAAGCGGUCACACCACAGACAAUAAUACAGAGACACACCAGACCAACGAGCAACGACCGACACAGUGAUGAUGAAACUGUGACAUAAACAGUAUGCACUCACUAGCCACUAUAUUAGGUACACCUGUUCAUAUCUACUCAGCCUUUCACAUGGCAGCAACUCAGUGCAUUUAGAAAUGUAGACAUGGUCAAGGGGACCUGCAUAAGUUCAAACUGAGCAUCCGAAUGGGAAAGAAAGGUGAUUAAAGUGACUUGUGGCAUGUUUGUUAUUGCCAGACGGGCUGGUCAAAGUAUUUCAGAAACUGCUGAUCUCCUGGGAUUUUCAGGCACAACCCUCUCUAGUGUUCCCAGAGAAUGGUUUCGAGAAAAUAUCCAUUGAGUGGCAGUUCUGUGGGAGAAAAAUGUCUGGUUGAAGCCAGAAGUCAGAAGAGAAUGAUAGAAAGGCAACAGCAACUCACAUCAGUGACUCAAUUAUGCAUUUGUUGUAACCAAGGUAUGCACGAGACGUUCUCUGAAGACACAACACUUUGAAUCUUGAAGCAGAUGGGCUACGACAGCAGAAGACACCGAGUGCCACCCCUGCCACUGUGUAACGUCUCUGCUGUACCUAAUAAAGUGGCAGGUAAGUGUAUUUCCACACACAGAACAAUACUCUGAUAUGCAUAGACACUCGAAUCUAUUCACAUGUCCACAUGUCACACAUAACUUAUACAGACAUCCUUCAGCUUUGGAGUUUCCCCCAGAGAAAACGAGUUCCCUGAUGAAUAACACAGUUCGUACACAAACUGAAAAACAACAACAAAGUAUGUGUCAUAAUGAAACCAGUGGUGGCUGAAACUGUUACACUGUGCUGUUCUCAUAAUGUCAGGAUACUGAUGAUACAGUGUGUUGCCUUCCUGUGUUCUUUGUACUCGUGAUAUCGUGAAUGCCAUAUAUGUCAUUUCUGGUAUAACAUUAAAGACCCAAUCUGGUGAAAGAACUGCACAGCUUUCCCAAAACCUGUUUUCCCCCCUGCCUCAUUCUGAAUGAGUCCACGUUGAAGAUGGAUGGCAACAUUAAGAAUAAUUAAGAAUGUACUGUACUGACAAACUACAAAAGCCAUUUUGUCAGAAUUGUCAUGUCGGCGUCUAGUUUUCUGUCUUUUUUUUUUUUUGGGACGUGCAAAAAAAAAAACAAGGUAUUUUUAGUUUCUUGCUUUCAUUUUUGUCUAACUGUCAUUGCAGUUUUCAGUUCGUGAUAAAGGAUGGAAGAGCCAAGGACAGAGAUUAGAGUCAAAGUCAACACAGGCAACUAUGAUAUUUUAAAACCUUAAAUUGUUUGGGUCUGCACCUUAUUGGGCUAGAAUUAAACAGCACAGUGACAUGUGGCAUUAUAGAUUAUUUUCUACUCGCAACUCUUUAUUUUCACUCGGUGUGUUUAUAAUAUGUAAAACAGAAAUCUGGAUUGGGGCUUUAAUGUUUCCUCUUGCUGUGACUAAAUGUUCAUAUGUGCCUAAAAACAGCUUAUAGUU